AGCCCUCACAAGGUACCGUAGUGCACCACCCUCAGCAGUUGGGAUUACAGCUCUGCUAGAAGACCAUGCUGAGAUGGAAACUUCUAUCUCAGCAGCCACUCCGAGUUUAGUGAAAUCGGGAUCAGGAGCUGCUGCUGCUGUUGCUCCCCCUCCUCCUCCUCCACCACCAUUGCAGUCUAGUCCUCGUGUAUCUCCUUCCCCACCGCCUCCUCCCCCUCUGCCUCCUACUGUAGUAACAGCCGAGCCUCCACUGUUGCCAUCAGUACCUUCCCCUCCCCCUCCGCCCCCAUCCUCGUCUCCUAAAACAAUCCCUCCUCCUCCAAUGGGGGCGACCCCACCUCCACCACCUCCACCUCAAAAACAGAAGGAAGUGCCGGCUACAAGCCAUAAAGGUGUUCCACCUCCACCAGCUCCAUCGAAACUUGGACCUUCUUCAUCGCUGCUUUCAUCUUCCGCAGCUGUAAUUGGUGGAAAGAAGCUUGCAAGGGGUGGUGCAAAAGCCCUGGCUAAAAGGUCAUCCCUCAAACCAUAUCACUGGUUGAAGCUAACAAGGGCUAUGCAGGGCAGCCUAUGGGCUGAGACACAAAAGCCCGAGGAGGCUUCACAAGCCCCUGAGUUAGACUUGAGUGAACUCGAGAGUCUUUUUUCAGCUACUAUUCCAAAUUCAGAUGGUCGGAAAGUAAACAUGCGUGGCUCAACUGCUAAAUCUGAUAAAGUCCAUCUGAUUGAGCUCCGUAGAGCGUACAACUGUGAAAUCAUGCUGACAAAAGUUAAAAUUCCUGUGUCUGAUUUGAUGAAUUCAGUCCUUGCAUUAGAUGACUCAGCACUGGAUGCUGAUCAAGUCGAAAAUCUCAUAAAAUUUUGUCCAACCAAGGAAGAAAUAGAACUCCUCAAGAAUUACAAAGGUGACAUGGAGAAUCUUGGCAAGUGCGAGCAGUUUUUCAUGGAGUUGAUGAAAGUCCCACGGGUUGAGGCCAAGCUAAGAGUUUUCUCGUUUAAAAUUCAGUUUUCGUCCCAGAUAUCAGAUUUGAGACAAAGCUUAAACAUUGUGAAUUCUAUAUCUAAAGAGGUCAAGAAUUCUGUGAAACUUAAAAGGAUCAUGCAAACUAUUCUUUCAUUGGGUAAUGCAUUAAAUCAGGGAACUGCACGAGGUUCUGCAGUUGGAUUCCGCUUGGAUAGCCUUCCAAAACUCGCUGAAACUAGAGCUCGAAACAACAAGCUGACACUUAUUCAUUAUCUCUGCAAGGUGAUUGCCGAAAAGUUGCCAGAAGUGUUAGAUUUUCAUAAAGACCUAGAAGAUUUAGAGGCUGCAACGAAGAUUCAACUCAAGUACUUGGCAGAGGAAAUGCAAGCCAUUACCAAAGGGCAUGAAAAAGUCGUACAGGAGCUUACUGCUUCUCAAAAUGAUGGAGCUGUAUCAGAGGUCUUCUGCACGAUUUUGAACAACUUUUUGGUCACUGUUGAAGCUGAAGUAAGAUCUCUAGCUGCACUUUAUUCCGGAGUGGGAAGGAAUGCAGAUUCAUUGGCUCAAUAUUUUGGAGAAGAUCCGGCACGUUGCCCAUUCGAGCAAGUUGUGUCAACUUUGCUCAACUUUGUGAGGAUGUUUCAAAAGGCUCACGAGGAGAACUGCAAGCAACUGGAGUUCGAGAAGAAGAAGAAGGCGCAGGAGGAAGCGGAGAAUCAGAUGCCUAAAGCAAAUGCUUCAAGCAAGGAGCUGGGAAAUGAGAAUGGUGUUGCAACUCCACCAAAACUUAAAUGAAGUCAUUGUUCAAGCUUAGAUGAUAUUUUUUUAUGAUAGCUAAGUGUGUGUGUUUUACCCCCCCCCCUACCUGACUACAAAACAAAUUGAUGAGACUCGAGAGCUCGGCCGAUCACCGGGACCUGGGAGAUGAAGUGAAGUGAUCUUGACCUAAUAGAUUCUAUGUAAAUAUCAAGAAUCCAUUUUUAUUUAGUCCAGUUCUGAUGCAGAGAGGCUGAGAAAUUCGGAAUAUGGAACUUUUUUGUGUUGCUGAUUUUUAAUGGUCUGAAAUUUGAUUGAGACUGUGUAUGUAAAUAUUCUAAUGUAAUUUGCAUAUUCUUCAACACUGUCCAACACAUUAUUUGUGAAAAUUAUCACAGUGAGAGGAUGGAAUUUUUAUUAGUUUGAAGAAGAUUUGAACACCA
Messenger RNA from Salvia hispanica, 2163 nucleotides. The record is from RefSeq and is a predicted model, not a curated record. Lineage: Eukaryota; Viridiplantae; Streptophyta; Magnoliopsida; Lamiales; Lamiaceae.